GAUGUCGCCUGACAGUUUUUGCAUGGCAACAAAUUGGAAAUUGGAGUAACUGGAAAAAUACAAAUUCAGCUUCUCUGAUGUGCCAAAUAUUUCACCUUGUAACCUUCAAAAGAAGUUAAAUAGUUUUUAAAGAUACUAUCGAUUGUGUUUUCUGUGAAAAUGCUGAUACACAGGGAUGCUAAACGGGUGCUGAACGGGUGCUGAACGACAACCGAAUCAAGUGGCUACUUAUUUAAUAUUGUGAUUAUCCAGGCGACUCAGGCUGUGGGAAUGGCGAGUCAGUUACAAGGAUCAUAUGAAGAACAAGAAGAACGGAAAAACAAAAGCGAAUCUCUGACCCUCAUCGAUUUAGAUGAUAAUGAUGAUGAUGAUGAAAGUGCUGACUGUGGGUUUGUAUCGCCAAGGCAACUAACCAAGAUAAAUUUCCGGUCCUUAAUUGGUCAUACCGAUGAGGUAAUUAUCGUUGAUACUUAGUAAUCAUAGAUUAAUGAGGGCGUUCGAGUUUUCUUUGCUCCAGAUUAGCUUUUGUACCGUCAAUUAUCAUUUCAAAAUAGGGAAACGAUCAUGAAAACUUUUUUGACAAAGUAAACAUUCUCUCGUCAAUGCUCUUCGCAUAGACGGCUUCAGAUUUCGACAUGUCUUACUCUCCCUCAAGUAUGGUCUAUAAAAAUUUGAAGUAGAUUGUAAAAAGGUUAUAUGGCAAUAAGUUUCAACCUCCGUUUAAAAGUUCAAAUAAUAUUAGAGCUAAUGGUGCACUCAAUUCAUGCAGGGUCCGUUAGUCUUUCUUUAGCCUUUGGAAUACUCGGCAAUCCCAUUAAAGACACCCUUUCACCGCAACUUGAUAUAAACCAGAUGUUCCUCAUGAUCCAUGUUAUCUGUAUUGGGUUCUCAUGUCACGGCUGAUCUUUUGCUUCAUAAGACGUAUUGAAUAUAGCCGUUUUCCUUGUGGUUUUCACUUUGUUACACGGCAGUUGAAAGGUUUAUAAUGCACAUUCAACAGGUGUCAAGCUUCGGCACCAAAUCUUAAAUGAACUCCCCAACCGUGAAAUGUCUUUUAUACCGUCAAUUAUCAUUUCAAAAUAGGGAAAAGAUCAUGAAAACUUUUUUGACAAAGUAAACAUUCUCUCGUCAAUGCUCUUCGCAUAGACUGCUUCAGAUUUCGACAUGUCUUACUCUCCCUCAAGUAUGGUCUAUAAAAAUUUGAAGUAGAUUGUAAAAAGGUUAUAUGGCAAUUUAAUGGUUAUAUUUUGUCAAAAAGAUAAACAUAUCACUACAAACUUCAAAAGCAUGGUAGCCUCGAAUAUUAUAAUCCUGGCUUCUUGUGUGACACAACUUAAGUUAUUCAAAAUGACACAGAAAAUGCAGACGUAUGACGAGAAUCGCUUGCUGAAAAAGUCACCCUUGAGUAGGCCUAGAUACAAAAUCCAGACAUUGUCUGCUGCAGUACAAAAGUUUGUACUCAUGCAACCAUCAUUCCCUGAUUUUCACUACUGACUACGAUGGUAAUCAACAGCACAAUGUCCUCAAUGUCUACAUAUAUACAUUGAGGUAACUUUAAUGCUCACAGCCAACAUGGUCAUUAGUGUUAAGUAUUUACAGCUUUGAAUGGUACUUUGGUACUUUUGUGCUGGUGGAAGUUGUCGUGUUUUUGGCCUCUUAGAGUCCAUUAAUGAGUUCAUUAUUUGAAAGCUGAAUCUUUCAGUACAAUAUUAAUGUAGUCAUAGAUUUCAGAUUCAUGAUCUCUGUAUUGCUGCAUUCAUAAUGAGCAGUGAAUUCACACGCGAGAUAUGUUCUGAAAUUUUGCCAGCUCAGCUUUCUUCAAUUUGAUAUCAUAUAUUAUCUUCAAAGCAAAUUGAUCCAUCUCAAGAUUUUUCUCCUGUGUUGAAUUAAGAGAAGUUCUUCAAUUCUAUGUCCUGUACUUUACUUGUACUUCAGUUGAAAAUGGUGUAAUUAUGUUUUUUUUAGGUCAAUACUUGUGCAUUUUCUUCAGACUGGUCAAAAAUUGUGACUGGUGGAGAUGAUAUGCUGGUUAAGUUAUGGGACACCAAUACAGGAAAAGUUUUAUUCACAUUAGAUAGUCAUGAAGGUAAAACCUGAAAUAAUGCAGUUGUUUACGUUACAAUCUAUCAAAAUGUGUUGGCUUUAUUGGCUUCUUACUCACUCAUUCAGUCAGUUGAACAGGUGUAUGGAAAGAGGCCUUAAGUGAAUCUUGAUUUCUUAGAAGUAUUUUUUGUAGACACUCUUUCUAUUGUCCUCAUACACAGUUCUUUCCACUGUUGGAGUAGAUUGCAUGGCUAGCUGAACGCUACCUAAGUAUGAUGUUGAUUGCAACUUUUUGACCUCUUUCUUCUUAAUUUUCUCCGUAAUUAAAAUGGCAUUAGUGUUCAUUAUUAGCUGUAGCACUGUGGCACCAGGUGCCUUGGUACAUUUAUGUACAUUUGGUGCAGUCAAGUUCAUUAAUACCACAAAAAAUUGGUGAGAAUUGAAAUCACAUAUAGCUAUAUAAUUAUUAUGCUGUUAUACUGAUAAGCCCACACAGUGUAAUUGACUUUUGGCUGAUGAGGAUGGUAAUCAGUUGUAAUAUCAUGAUAAGUGACUAUUGUGAGACAAUCAGAAGCUGAUCAGCACACUGUAUGUCUAGAUAGAGAUCUGUGAACUGUAAGAAAAUUCUACCUUCAGAUAAUUUACAUGUAUGAUUGAUGUUUUGUGUUUGCUGGACAGGUGCAAUAAAGUGUGUGUGCUUUUCAUCAGAUGGAAAAAUGUUUGCUUCAGCCUCCUAUGAUCACACUGUCAAAAUUAUGAGUUCUACAACUGGAAAAGAGCUUUACAGUCUUGAAGGUGUUGAAAACUGAAGUAAUUUUAUGUUUGUUGAGGGAAAUAUAUAUCAAUAAUAGUUUAUAAUUUAUCAUGUGUUUAAUUUCACUCUCCCUGGACAGAAAAUUAUACACAAACUGUACAAAGAUCCAUCAAUAAUUUUGUUCAUUUGUGAUAAAAAAGGUAAUUAUUAUAAAAUUGUUGUGUUUUAUACCAAAAAGGUAUUUGGUGUGUGAGCUGAACAUGGGAGAUUAAUUGAAGCAUUAGUAAUAAUAAUUAUUGGAUUUGGCUUUUGUGGGAUCUGAAGAGUUAUGGAGAUCACGGAGGGUGUUGUCCACCUUGGUCUCAGCAGAGAAAGAGAGACUAAGGGAUGCGAUGGCAACGGAGCAACUGUUAGGGUUACACUCUGUGAUUGUAAGAAAGCUUUUGAUCUCAUAGACCAUAGGAUUCUUGUUAAUAAGUUAUGCAAAUUAGAUCUGCUGCCUGAAAUAAUCAAUUGGAUCAUAGAUUUCCUAAGUGAUCGUUCCCAGAGAAUCAAACUCUCGAGGGAUGUUACUCCAAGUGGGGUUCAGUCCUGUCCGGGGCACCCCAGGGGACGAAACUAGGCCCGAGGUUGUUUUUGGUGCUCAUCAACGAUCUAGAAAUCAAUAAUGCAGGCAAUAUCUGGAAGUAUGUUGAUGAUACAACUACAUCCGAGAUCGUUGUGAAAGGAGCCAGUAGCAAUUCUCAAUUGAUUGCAGAUACUGUCGUGCAGUGGUCUUUUGAGAAUAGAGUAAAACUAAACAGUGAAAAAUGUAAAGAGCUUAGUAUUUCAUUUGCAAAGAACAAACCACAACUCGCGCCUAUAGUAGUAAAUAAUCAAGGGCUAGAAUGUGUUGAAAGCGCCAAAUUACUAGGUGUUACAAUCUCCAACAACCUUACAUGGAAUAUGCACAUUGAUCAAAUCAUAAAGAAAGCCUCCAUACGUAUGUAUUUCCUAAUACAAUUGAAAAGGGCCAAUGUUGCAAGGCAUGAAUUAAUUCUUUUUUACACAUCUUGUAUAAGGUCAGUCAUGACCUACACAUUGCCUUCGUUUUUCUAUGCCCUGCCAUUGUAUUUAAAGAAAGAUCUAGAGAAUGUAGAGAAACGGGCACUAUCAAUCAUUUUGCCGGGACUGGCCUAUAGAAAGGCCUUAGAGCUUUCAAAUUUUAUGUCUAUCAAUGACUACAUUGCUAGCUUAUGUAAAAAGACCUUCCUCUCGAUUGCUAAUGACCCGGCCCAUCUCUUACAUAACAUGCUUCAAUCGUCAGGUCCAUCGUGUUAUAAUCUUCGGUGCAAAAGGCGUUUUGCGAUUCCCAAAUGUAAGACCAAGCAUUUCAAAAACAGUUUUUUAGUAAGAUCAUGUAUUGAUAACGAAUUUUAGUGCUUGGUGAGUUUUGUAAAUGAGAUCAAUGACGUUGUAUAUAUUUUAACAGUUUUAAGCUUUUUUAUAUUUAUAGGAUGUUAUUAUUUAUUUAGGACUUUAUCAUUAUCAUUUUAUUAUACUCACUAUUGUAAGAUUCUGUUAACGGUAUAUCAUAUUAUAUAUUAUAUUGUAAAUACACAAUUCAGCUUAGUAGCUGCAAGCUUUUUACAAAUAAACUAUCUAUCUAUCUAUCUAUCUAUCUAUCUAUCUAUCCAUUCCUAAUAUGGUUUCCACUUUGGCUCAUGGACAGUGACAAAACUAAACAUUGGAAUAACAUUGUUGUAUUAUUCAUUGAAAAUAAUUGUCAUCUGUGAAGUUGUACUCUUUAAUUGCUUUUCCUGCUAUGUUUUUAGGCAGUAGUUCAGCUAUUUCUUCUUUGCAAAACAUGUGAAAUGUUCCACAAUGUGUCCUACUUUUCCUGCACCUGCACCUGCACCUAUCCCACAGUCAAUGACCGUUGGGCCACCACAGACAUAGCAACCCUCUCCCUCCAUUUGAUUUUGUUUUCAGCUUCUCUUACAGCAUUGCAAAACUUCAACCCUGUCCACUCAGAGAUAUUAUUCUCCCAACGCUUCUUUUGUUGGCCCCUUCUUCUCCCUCCUUGCACUGUUCCUUCAGGGGCACCCAACGAGGAUAUAGUUCAAAACCACUUAACAUAGCAUUGUUGAAAGUAUUUUAGUAUAUAAACGGUAGAUAUAGGCAUAUUUUUAUCCCCUAAAAACUUUUUAUCUGUUCGUAUUUCCUAGCUGAAAGUCAAGUGAUCCGAAAGUUAUAGGGAUAAAAACUUAGGUUCUCGAAAAUUUCAGCCAGGAAAAGGCUCCCGAAAAUUCUAGGUGGCCUUUUUUAGGGUCAAAAUCCGUUGAAAAUGGGCAAUUAUACCAUUUUGUAGAUGUUCGAAAAUCCUAGGAGAGGUAGGCGAGCAAGAAAUUUUACAACAAAUGUUCCGAAAAUUCUAGAUCUCAAAUCAUCUUCCGAACAGAUUUUUUCCGAAAAUUGCCGCUGGGUGCCCCUGUUCCUUGUAAAAUUGUCUUUGCAAGCCCUGAUGAUCUUGAUACAUUCCCAAAUCACUUUAACUUGCGUUUCUUUACCGUGGUUAAGAUAUCAUCAUAGUGCCCAAUGGCUUGCCUGAUUCUGUCUCUGACUGCAUCGUUAGUGAUGUGAUCUCGGUAUGAGAAUAUUGCCAAUUUCUUCAGGAUGUCCAGAGUCAAUGUCCAGGUUUUGUAGGUGUACAAUAGUACUGAGAUACAAGGGAGCACAUUAGUCUGAUCUUUGAGCUCAGAGAGAUAUGCUUAUCAUUCCAGAUGGUCUUCAGUCUCACUAGUGCUGCUGUUGUCUGUGCAUUUCUGGACAGUACUUUAGGCUUGGAACCAUGAUCUGUGAUGACUGCACCCAGAUCCUUGAAGCUGUCAACCUCGUACAAUUUUUUACCGUUGAUCCUGAUGUCAAUGCUGUUGCCAUUCGCGUUAUUGGUCAUCAGUUUGGUCUUCUCUGCAUAAUUUCCAUGCCAAAGGCUGCAGAGGUCUUAUCCAGGCGAUCCACCAGGGAGGCUAGUUCCUCCUCUUUUCCUGCCAGGCCAUCAAUGUCAGUAAAGCGUAAGUUGGUAAUUGUUUUGCCUCCAAUGCUGACUGUUCCUUGGUGAUCUUCUAGUGGGUCAGUCAUAAUUCUCUCCAGAAAGAUGAUGAAUAGAGUUGGUGAGAGUAGACACCCUUGUCUGACUCCGACUGUGGUUCUGAACCAGUCUCCUAUGUCACCGUUAAGGUAGACUACACUAGUGGCCUUGUUGUAGAGGUUUUUAAUGACUUGGAUCAGGUCGGAGUUAAUGUUUUAAAGCCUCAUAGUAGACCAAAUUAGGGCUUUAUGCCAUACUCUGUCAAACGCCUUUUUAAAAUCAGUAAAGACGUGAUAGAGGUCUUGUUGAUGUUGGAGGUACCUCUCGCACAGUAUCCUAAGAUUAAAGAUCUGUUCUGUCGUACUGCAACCUGAUCGGAAGCCUGCCUGUUCCUCUGAGAUGAUUGAUUCUGCCUGAGGCUUCAGCCUAUUUAACAGCACCUUCAGCAGGACUUUACUUGGGUGACAUAUCAGGCUGAUUGUGCGAUAGUUCUUGCUAUGUUGAAGGUUGCCUUUCUUGGGAAUAGUGAUGAUAAGAGACUGGGUCCAUGGUAUGGGCCACUCUCCUGUCUGCCAUAUCUUAUUGCAGAUUUUAGCGGAGCUCUCGCGCGCGAAGCGCGCGCAGCGGAGCACCAUGGGUAAGAAAAUGUGGUAAUCUACCCAUCCGAGAAAAUUUGGUAAUCACGUGACCGUACGCCCGAUCGUCCGUCCUCACCACAGGCAUACCAAUGUUAAUUAACUCAAUCAACAGGUAUGGCAACUCAAAUGCAACUCAAGGUUAUUUUGGCGGGAAAUCGCAUAGCCACCCGCGUCUUGUAAAGCAGAGGCAGCUAAAGAGUCAAUAAAGACGAAACCAAAAAGCAGAAAUUGUUUCUCUAGCCGUGUUUUCUGAAGUAUUAUGCUUCGAUUAAUUGUCAUGUCCACAAAUUUGGAAUAUAGAGCAAGAGAAAGGCAGAGAAAAAGAGAAAAGCGGCAGGCCAGCGAAACUCAAAGAGAAAAAGGGCGACAGAGAUUUAGAGCGAGAGAUAAAAAGCAAAGGAGACAUUUUUUUGUUGGAAGAACAACAUGAACAUUUUGUAGCUGCGGUGACUAUGUUAGCGGCCACCAAUGCAAGGAGAAAAUGAGCGGCAGUGAAAAAAAAGUGAACGAGAACACGUACGACAUUUCCUCCAUACAAAAGUUUCAGGAAGUUUCACGUUGUAGUCGUGCAAAACAACGGCAAAGAAAUGUACAAAAAAAGUUUGCUGCACUUGCAAAGUUGCUUUUUUGCUAAUUAGACCUAUUGCUGUUUUUUCACCGUUCUCCGGCGUUGCCUUCGCCGCUUAGCAUUACACGAGAGAGCUUCGCUUUUAGCCCUGGCUAAAUCUAUAUAUUACGCAAGGCACCUAUCACGGCAUCUCCUCCUGCCUGUACCAGCUCUCCCGGGAUAUUGUCUAUCCCUGUAGAUUUUCCCUUCUUGAGCGAUUUCACAGCUGCUUUAUCCUCUUCCCGCAAGAUUGGGUAGUUGUCGGUGUGGGUAACUAGUGGGACAGUCAGCACCUCAGAGUCACCUAUGACUGUGUGGCUGUACAGUUCUACACGGUAUUCUGUCCACCUUUCUAGAAUGUCGUUGGUUUCGGUGAGGCAAUUCCUUUCUUUGUCCUGUAUGGUGUUGGUUUUUGCUUGUUUGGUGCUAGUUAGAGUUUUAACUAGCUGAUAUGCUUUCUUGCUAUUGUUCUUCCUGAUGUUAUCUUCAAUAUCUUGACACUGUUAACUUCAAUCCAAGACUCUUUUGCCUUUUUUAUGCUCUUCUGAAUUUCCUGUUUAAUUGCUCUGUAAAUUCUUGCCCCUUCUGCUGUCUCGUGUCUCCCCUUCUUUAAUGCUCUUCGUUCGUUGCAUAGAUCCAGUAUGCUAGUCGUGACCCACUGUCUUUUGACUGCUCCGCGUUUGCCUAAAAUUUCACUAGCUGUUUCAGUCAUUGCUUUAUUGAAGGAGUUUUACGAGUCUGUCCACUUCUGUGUCAUCUGCAUUGAGCAAGGUAAGUGGUGCAAAUUUACCACCAAUCAUUGCCUGGAAGACAUCUGCAACUUGAGGGUCUCUGAGCUUCUCAAGAUCGAACUCAAUCCUUGAGGGGCCCUGCACUUUUAUCUUCUUUAAACGUAGCCGAAAAGACAUCAUCACUAGGUCAUGGUCGCUUCUUAUGUCAGCUCCUGGGAAGCUUCUUUUCUUAGCGGUUUUUACACUGGUCAUGAAGCGCCUCCUAACCAUGAUAUAAUCAAUCUGGUAUAAUAUGAUAUAAUCAAUCUACUUGUCCUACUCUACCAAAAAUCCUUAAAUAAGAAUGACCGAGACCAGGUUUUAUGAGUCAGCGAGACUGAACACCCCACCCAGACCCUUGUUUUCAUUAAAACGGCAGGGUGCUACAACCUGGUUGAGGUCAUUGUUAUCUAAGGUCUUCCCACUCUACCAAAACAACGCCUCAUCCCCAGGGCUUUUCAGCUGCCGUCCAUUUUUCUGGCAUUCAUGCUGUUCUAUUGAUAGCAUUUUCCAAAUAUCGCAAAUGUCUUCCAGAUUUGGUCAACGCUAGCUGGUUAUGAAGAAUUAGCCACUAGAUUUAAGUCAAUCAGAAAUGGGGAAAUAUUUUGAAUGAAUAAUAUGUAUAAUAAUUUGCUCUACGUGUUGGGGAUUUGUAGCAGGGAAGGGGUUUGACUGAACUGACAAAUUCCUUGCCACUUAUCUCCCUUGCAAGCUUAACUCUGAUGUAUGUAAUUCUCUUUUUCUCUAAAGCAGUUACUCUUGCUCUUUACAAUAAUAAAUUUGCUAACCUUUCCUUUGCAGGACACACUCAUAGUGUGGAGACCUGUUGCUUUUCACCAGACUCUAAAUACUUGUGUUCUGGAUCAUGGGACACCUCUGCAGUGGUUUGGAAUUUAAAGGUACAUUCAUUUAACUAUUAUUUUUCGCUCUCAUUCAAAACAAGAUUCAUUGGCUAAAUCAAGAGCCUUAGCUAGCAGAAGGGGGGGGGGGCAGCUGCCCCUAUGGACCUGUUGAGCCAGACAAAUCAAGACUGUGGAUGGAUUUGUUUUCUUUAGACUCAGUUUAAUUCGAUUGUAGUGACUUCCAAUUGUUUGCAUUUUCAUGGCCGAGGCAUUGGUUGGUCCACGGUGUGUGCAAAUAGUAAGUAAAAGGAAGCAAAACCCCCUAUUGAAAUUGGCGUGUAUAUGUACUAUUUGCAAGGUUCACUGUAACAUUGCAGACGCCUACCGUGAUGUUGCUCUAGCAAAGGAAUGCAUCAGAAAUGCCAGGAAGGAUACAUGCUGGGAAGAGGUCUGGAUGAGAAUAGAGAAAUUUGGCACAGCUGUCAACGUCACCAUGGUGAAACCUUGCACUAAAAACGUCUCAUUGAGCCAAUGCUGCUGGAAAUCGCGUAGAACAGAGUCCAUCCGACUACUACAGGGUUAACGUAAAAGUAAAACGGCAGGGUCUGUGAUGGUAAGUGAGACCGUGUUGGCUAUGCCAUGCUGAAGAGUCCUAACAAGGACGCAACAGCUUUCCAUGGCUGCCACUGCCAGGGUGAUAUGGCUGUGCGCAUGCGUAAGGUACUAGCCAUUCCCCGGGGUUGGUAGUGUGUGCUUCAGUUCAUAUUGUGGUCUUGUUAACGUUUAUUACCCAUUUAUUGAUCAUGGGAAUGUGAAACUAGAAACCAGAUUCUCAGAAGACCACAAAGGACUGAAAGCAGCCCAAAAUCUAGUACCGGUCCACCUGAACGGAAAGUCAAAUUGAUGCGAUCUGCACUUACUACGGCAAGUUUAUGACUUAUGCAGAGAAAGAAGAAGUAGCCAAAUGGAAGAAGAGUUACGAUUCGGUCGCCGUGCAGAACAAACCAGAGACGGCAAUUUGCGAACGAAAAUUAGUUAACCAAACAUCAUGCAGUGUUGUGAAAUGUUUAGUGUACUAGUGCUUGGAUAUACGGUAUGUUUCAAAUUAACAGGACCUCGGAAAUAAGCACUUGUUAACACUGAAAACACCUACAUUUUCACACUUAUUGUCUAGAGGUCGAUUUUUCGGAGACUCUUCUCAUGACAAGUGCUGAAAAUAGCGUUUUGGAGCCUCCAAAUUUGAAAAUGCUCUGGGGAGGAUACCCCCAGAACCCCUACUGACAAGACUCGUGCCUUCGGUACUCGCGAUAUAAUGCCCCCCGUUGCAAAAAAAUCGAGCUACGACCCUGUAAAAUGUUUCACCAGUAUCCUGGACUGAAAAUAAUAGUUUUUGGCUUGAUUCUCACUCCAAAGCUCUCUCCCUACAUUUUAGCCUGUCAGCAAUCUUCAAGUAGAGUUAACUGAACCCGUUUUCUUCGCAUCUUACGUUGUUGGCAGGCGAAGUCUCGGGAAACAAAGCUUGUGGCGACGUAACGUCUUGUGUGACUGUGUAAGCCAAUGUGCGAGUGGCAGUCUCUACUGCACACGGCGCAGAUGAAGUCGGAGGAGGGGAGUUAUUUUUGCGGCGUGCGCGUUUCUUCUCAGCUUUCUUGUGACGUUUCAAGUCUGCUCUCUCGAUGGACUUCUUUCACUGUCCGUCUCCAGCAGGCACGAUCACUCCUAGCAACUUCCAAGUUGUUUGGAUCAAUUUCAAUCAAUUUACUUUCUCCUGUCGUCAAUUGUUCGUGUAGAACGUCUUUGAGGAUGCGUCAAUCAUUCAUGCGAUGAACAUGCCCGAGCCAUCUGAGGCGGCGCUGACUGAGUAGGGAGUACAUGCUGGGGUUCCAGUACGUGACAGUAUCUCACUGUUGGUGACGUGGUCUUGCCACUUGACACCGAGGAUGCGACUGAGGCAUCACAGAUGGAAAGCGUUCAAGUGGGAACGCAUGCCUAGUUGAUGUCCAUUUUGGGCUUUUCAGUCAGGUAUUUACUUUCCCAGGCUGUCUUGGUCAAUUUGGACAUGGUGCCGGUGGCUUUGCUGAUUCUUCGGAAAAUUUCUGAGUCAAGCCUCGAGUUCAUAGAGAUGGUGGAACCGAGGUAAGUGCCUUCGUCGCCUACCUCGAUAGUGUGGUCGCCGAUUUUGAUUUGAGGGGCUUGGGCACUGCGCACUCACAUUGGUUUUCUUGAGACUGAUUGUGAAGCCAAAGGUAGACGCGGUGAUGAGGAUGGGCAUGCAGUCUUGUGAGGAGCACGCGGAAGAAGACUUUGCUGACAAUGCUCUUGAGAGAGAUGCCUUGAUAGUUGUUAUAUUCUGAGCGGUCGCCUUUGUUCUUGUCAGGCGUGAUGAUGGUGGCGUCACGCAUGUCUUGUGGCACGGUGCCUUCCAGCAGAGACAGAGCAGCUCGUUAAGGAGCUGAACGUGGGAUGCCAGGAGCUUUCCCGUUUGAGAGCGCAUCUAUGGCCUUUCUAAGCUCUUCAAUGUUAGGUUUAGCGUCAAGCUUGUCCAUAACUGGGAAUGGGGUGAUAGAGUUAAAGGCAGCAUCGGUAACCAAAGUCUCACGCAGAUAGAGUUCAGAGUAAUGUUUCACCAUCUGUCCUUUUGUUCCUUGGGGUCUGUAAUGGGUUCACUGGACUUUGUUUUGAGGGGGAAGUUUUUUCUUUUCUGAAGGACCUAAAACUUUGUGGAUGCCGUCGUACAUGCAUCUGAUGUUGCCGAAGUGUGUGGAUAGCUGUAUUUCGUUGGCACAACGUCUGGCAGCCCUCUGAGCUGCACUGCGAGCUGCGCGGAGCGCUGUCAGAGUUUUCUCACACGGGGUCUUAUAGUUUAAGAGAGCUUGUUGUUGGGCCUCAAUAAGGGACUUCAUGAGCGUUGAACGAGUCAUGUCUGGGCCUCUUUAUUUUACCGAAUUCCAACAUGGCCAAAGAGUGAAUGGCUUCCCACAUGAAGUUCCAUCUGGAGGUGGCAUCCUGACCCUGGGGGUCCUCGAGGGCUUUCUCUACCUCACUGAGAAAUUUGCGGUGAUGCUCUGAGUGCCGUUGAGCUUCUUUGGCUGCAGUCUGAUGUGUCUGCACAUCAGGAAAUGAUCAGUAUCGCAGUCGGCGCUGUGGUUGCUGCAAGUAGAGAGAACGCUGCUUCGUCUGGUCAUAACUAGAUCAAGCUGGUGCCAUCUGCGGGACCAAGGAUGUUUCCAUGUAAUAUGAUGUUGCAACUUGCAAGGUGUUGGUUAUGCACAGAUUGUGCAUGGGGCAAAGUUCCAAAAGUCUUUGUCAAUUUUCGUGCAUACUGCAGGAAACCGUGAUGUUCAAGACAAGGGGACCAGGCUUCGUAAAUUCCAGCUUGAGAUACAAAGGGCUGGAGACUUCUUGGUUUUCUGUCUUGAUUUGUCCGGUGCAAGACUGAUCCACUUGUCGUGCAGCGAGUUAUUAGGCCCUAAGCACCGAUCCAGGCAAGGCGGAUCUUGGUGGGUCAGCCCUUAACUGACUGGGGGCUGCCCAGCUAGAGGUAGGCGGUAGCUGACCUGUGAGACACAAUGACUUUUCCCACGGUCGAAGGCUCUCCGUGGCGUUCUCAUCUACAACAAUCGUGGUUGGACUUAUAACUCGUAACUACGAGCCUUCGUUGUUAUGUCGACACUGAAACAAAGCCGGCGUGACCUCUCUGGGGCAUAUCCGUGGGCAGUUGAUAUGGAGACCCUGGGUUGCCCGGUCAUUAGAGUCCCCCUCUCGGCCGCACUGGUGGGAUCCAAAGGAGUGCUGAGCACCAAUUUAGCUGCAGGAGCUGUCAGAGGGGCAUCCAUUGGACUGUCAAUCCACCGUAGGGGCUCCACUUUGGAUGUCUGUAGGGUUUACUCCGUAACCUUGUCCUCUCCCUAGACAACCUCACAAGGCAGUUAGGGACCGCAUCUUACCUACAUUAUUAAAUGAAAAUAAAAGAAGUGGCCUUUAUUACAGUUUGGCUCGUGGGUAUGAGUAAAUGACUAAAGCACAUCAUUGGAAACUAUUUAAUAAGUGUAUGUCUAACGGCAAUAACAUUGUCUUCGAAAAAUGCAAAAGAAAAAAUGAAAAAUUUGAUUAGCUACCUGUAGGUCAGUACAACUGUAGAUGUAUGUCAUAUAUCAUUAGAUACACACUUGAAGCACAAUGUGUUUUCUUUCUGAUAUUAGACAGGUACUGCAGCAUUUGUUUUGGAUGGUCACAGAAAUGUUGUGCAGUCUUGUGCAUUCUCUGUCGAUAGUUCAACUGUGGUAAGUUUCUGUUGCCCUUGACAUAUAAUCUUCAAGUGUUUUUUAAUGUCCUUUUGGAUGUUUAAAUUCCGUAUGACCAACCAUGAUGUAAUUGAUGUUUUAAUUCAAGUCAGAAGUUCAUGGCUAUGACCUGCAGUUAAUGUCAGUGUUGAACAAGAGGUGAUAUAACCAGUCUUGCUUGUUUAUAUCAGUUAGCUAGACUUCGUCAAUCCAGAAAGACACAAAAGGUUGGGUUUUUCUUAUUAAAAAUUUCUGGAACAAGAAACAAACAACAGAUCAUUGAAAAAAAGAGUUAUUUUUCGAGAUUUUUUUUGAAAUGAACAAGUACUAUCCUAACGCAGUUUUAUUAGAGCCAAAUGUAAGCAUUAAUUUACUUAGUGGCAGACAUUAUCAUCAACGCUGUUAAUCUCCUACAAUGGAGAGUCAGUCUUGUAUUAAGUGGUAUAAUGUAUUUUGCUUUUACCAGGCAACAGGCUCUUGGGACUGUACAGUUCGUUUGUGGCCUCUAGGUAAAGGUAAAAUGGAAGUGAAGUGUUUAAAGGGACAUUCAAGUAAUAUUCACGCGGUGUCAUUUUCCCCUUCUGCUUUACUGGUGAGUAAUGCAUGGAGCCUGUAUAAAUGGUUAAAAAACAGAUGCGCUUGUAUCUGGUGAUCCUAAAAUCAUCUCUAGCACAAACAAAAAAAUACCUUUUUCAUAUCAUAGCUUCAGGUUUGCAAUUACAGUUGAGUGAGAUUGGAUGAAGAAAUAAUUGUGACAGUUAUCGACAUGAUUGAAGUUAUUUCCAAAACUGGCUUGAAACAUUGAAUAACUGUUGACCAUAAAGCCCCGUGCAAACGGACGCAACAUUGUUGGGAGUUGUUGCGUCCCUUUUGCACGUAGCGAAAAGUUUGAUCGGUUUCAAACUUUGCGCAACAACUCCCAACAACACGCAACAACAUGCAACAGGGUGUGCAAACGGGCGCAACACGUAACAUCCAACAAAGUUUAGGGUUGUUGGCCAACAAUGUUGAGCCCGUUUGCAUAGGGCUUAAGGUACAUAAUCCUUUUGACUCAGCGGGCUCCUCUGUAGUGAGUUGAGGUAGAUAAUUCACUCAGUCUCACAUGAGCAAGAGUGCAUCGCGCUGUGAUGUGUGAAGCAUCAGAGCCGGUAAUGGGAUGUAUGUUUGCGGCCAUUGUUUUGGAAUAUGGUAACUCAAUCGUGUGAAGAAGUGUGUCUCGUUUGUGUCGGAUACUUAAAUGGCAGGACAUCAACUUUAUUCAUCAAAUUCUUCAAUAUAUCAAGACAAUUUUAAGUAUAAAUUUUCCAGGGCAUUUUUUGAGUAAUUUUGUUGUGACUGCAGGCGUCCGCCUCAUGGGACUGCACCGUUCGAAUUUGGCAGUCAGAAUUAGGAGACUUGUUACAUGUGCUGCAAGGACACACUGGCUGGGUUCAGGUACACUUACCCACUAUUACUGUUGACAUUCGGACUCGCUGGAUUUUAAAUUUCACUCUUAGUAAAAUUCCUGAAAGUUAUCUGUUGAUAUGACCAUCGCAGUUGUAUUUGGAAAUUAAGCACGGGGUUGUUGCUUUCGGGCUUAAUUUGCAGGAAUAAAUUGCGAUUACAACUUUGAUUCUUAUAUCUUCCUUUAGGUUUAUACUAAUCCCUGCAGUUCACAUCAUCUUCAUUCAAAUUUGUUUUAUCGCGUUCACGAUUUUCGUGAAUUAAGAUGAGCUCAACAAAUUAGCCUGUUUUCCAGCGUAUAGGUCUUUAUAGCUUAGUUGGUAGAGCACUGCAGCAACAACGCAGCGGCCUUGGGUUCCGGGAGGGACUUACCGUUUAUUUACAAUUGCUUAAUGGUUAAGCAAUUCCAGUUGUAGUCAUAGUUAUUGUGAUUACAAUAGCCUGCAGAAUGGGCGCUUUUUGCACGGGUUUCAGGGAAACACGAAGCAGACGGAGCACGAGACACGACGGAGAAAGGCACGGAAUAACGUCCCCCACUUCGGGCGUGUCUCGUGCCUCCCUGAAAAACGCGUAAAAAUAGCGCCUGUUCUGCAGCAGACUAUGAUUACAAGUGCGAUGAUCAUAUGUUCCUUUUAAAUUUGUAUUCCUGCCGUUCAUAUCAGCUUCAUUCUUUUUUUAUGUACGCCCAAUGUCCUUAUUGCAUUUCAUUCAUUUAUUUAUUUAUAUGCUAAUUAUUUUUUUAUAUUGUAUGCAUGUUUUUACAUUUGUAUUUCUUAUUUUCAUCUUUGACAGGCGUGUUCAUUUUCAGCUGACGGAAAGUUACUUGUUUCCGCUUCCGAUGAUCAAACGGUAGACAUGAAGCAUUUAAUGCUUUUUGCUUUUUAUUUUUUCACUUUUUUCGUGCUCAGUACUUCUUUUUAGUCCUUGCAUCCUGUUGGAACUACAGGGAACUACAGAUUUGAUUUGUACAUCAAUAAGUAUCACGCCAAGUGAAAAUUCUGUUUCUCUCCUUCUUUCCUCCUUAGCGCUGUUUUCAUUGAUCUUAAACGUUCCCAUGUAUUUUUUAGGUUCGUUUGUGGGACAUUGAAAAUGGAAAGUGCAUAAAAGAACUUGAGGUGAAUAGAAUGACUUUAGUACUUGUAAGCGAAUGGCUCAAUUUCGCACCAGCUUUGUCGAAGAUUUAUUAUCAUUUGUUCGACUUAAAUAUUGCACUGUGGAAGAAGUAGAGGACGUUGAUUUUGAUAUGUGACGUAUCCUAGUAAAAGAGUAGUCACGCACCAGUUUUUGAACUCACAAGUAUAUUCCGCCGUACACUGUAAACUUCUUACUGUACACUCUUGAACAAUGUCUAGACUCCAAGCAGAAAAACCUGGUAGCUUAUUCUGCUCCACCUUGAUGGUUCUUAGUGUUACUAUAAUACUGCGUGUUCGCAUAUAUACUUUAAAAAUGUCGUCAUGAGAGUUAAUUACCACUGCGUAGCGCUAUUUUAACAUGACCACGCUGUAACGCUAUUACUUUAGGCGGAAUGCAAAACAGACGUGAUAGAGCUUUUUUUCCGUAACUUUACAAUGAAGGGGCAUCUUACAUGACAUCCGUAGACAGUGCAGACUCUUUCAGUAUUUGCUGUCUUCCGGGUAAUCGCUUAAAGUAAGGACACUAAACAACUAGCCAACUAAGCGGUCUGAUGGGCUGUUCGCACGUGCCAUUCUAUUUGUCGCGCGAUACGAGAUGCGAAUUUCGUCAGAUAAAAUUGCCGGCCGGUUAGGAAGGCUGACUGACCUUGGUAGCAGAGCCUGUCUUCAGUUCACGUGCUCUAUUUUGGCUUCCGUGUCACUCAAGAAUAAACCAAACUGAGAAGACUGCUCGUAGGGUGCUAAGGAGCCUUUCUCUUCUCGUAACUGAUAUUUUCUCCAUUCUCCUUCUUUUACAGUGUGACACGGACGAGAUUCAUACCUGCUGCUUCACUCCUAAUGGCUCAAUAUUCGCUUCAGGGCCGGCGGAAGCCGAGACAAGCAUUUGUAUUUACUGA
Porites lobata is the source of this 16479-nucleotide messenger RNA. The record is from the annotation of a GenBank genome assembly. Lineage: Eukaryota; Metazoa; Cnidaria; Anthozoa; Scleractinia; Poritidae.